AUGACCCACUGUUUUGUCGACUCGCCAACAGAGUUCCCAACACCCUUCGCCUCCUUUCACAGCUUUGUCGCCCAGCCCAGCUCAUUGUCGUCCAUGGCUGUUCCUCCUUCACCAGCAAGUGACAAGGCGCCACCAGAUAUGGACAGAGUCCGCGGCGUCAUUGUCCCAACACAAAGCAAGAAGCGGCCCAGCCCACUAUCGCUCCAGGACGGGGGCGUCGAAGUCGAAGAGCCACUCACCUCCAAAUCGACCGAGAGCUUCCUGAGCAGCGAGCUCGAGCAACUCAGACGCUCCGUCCACCAGAACCUCCGCGACCGUCCGUUAGGCAUCAGCGUCGAGGACAGCGACUCCGAGUUUGGCGAGGCGGGGUCCAGCAUCACUGCAUCUCUCAACGACGACAUGUGCAUCUCGCCGAUAGCGGCUUUGGCAAUGGUGCACAGUAGUCCUCAAGCGCUUGUCAUCGACACGCGGCCGCGCAAGGACUUUCUGGCCGCGCACGUCGCACAAUCAGUGCACGUCUCCAUCCCAUCACUCAUCUACAGUCGCCUCCGCAGGCAACUGAACGGGCCUGACGCUAAGAGCAGUGUAGCCACGUGGUCCUCGCUCAGCGCAUUUGUCAGCUCAUCCGCUGACCGUGCCGUGUGGAACGGCGUAGACCUCAACGCGCACAUCGACGUGAUAAUCGUCGGUGUGGACCGUCACGACGAAGAUGCACCAUGCGCGCUCGCCACCGUCCUUGGACAGGUCGUUUCGAUCGGGACGGUGCGCAUCCUCAAGGGCGGCUGGGCGGCGGCUGCACCUCUUGUCCAGGUGGAAGGGCUUCAAGUCACGGGCGAAGGGGGCGGUGCAUCGCGCAGCGACGCCAUCCCGGUGGCGCUGGGCCCGACAAUCUCGCCACCAGAAACAGGCUCUGGCGCCUCGACGCCGAUGGCAAUGGCAGUGUCCCCAACAAAACCACGAGGUCAGUUACCCCUGAGUGCGUUCACUGGUGGAGCGCCAGCGCCGAGCCAGAUGGUCAAGCGCCUCAGCGUGUCGAGCCAGGGUAGCACGAGCAGCAGCAGUGGCAGUGGCCCAUCCCUCAGCCCCGCGCAUCGCAGCCUUCCGCAGCUCUCCCUCAACCCGAGGGCACCGCAACCCUCUCGGCGUCCACCACCAAAGCUGAGCCUCCAUAUCCAACAACCAAAUGCGAUGCUGGGCUCUGGCGCGGAGCCGAAGAAGGCGUUCAACUCCCGCACAGCCAAACCUGGCCCGCUGAGGCUCCACAUUGGUGACUUGAGCCGACCCAACGCCCCAAGUGGGGCGAUGAGUGCGCUACCGACCUGUGGUGGGCCGACGGGCCUCACGCCAAUACAGCCACUCGCUCAGGCGGCCAGCGCUGGUCUGAUGCCGCCAGCCGGCGAGCCGUGGCAGGGGAGCCUCCGCUCGCCCGUGGUUGCGGGACAGCCGUACUCUGGCGGCUUGUACUCGUCGAGCCUACCGACGCCGUCACCGAUGCGCCAGGCGCCGAUAAAUAUCUCGACAGUCCUUCCAGGCUUUCUCUACCUCGGCCCCGAGAUCUCAACGAAUACCGACGUGGAGAUGCUGGUGUCGAUGGGCAUACGACGUGUAUUGAAUGUCGCGCUCGAGUGUGACGACGACGAGGGUCUCGGCCUCCGCGAAUCAUUCGAACGCUACUUCCGCAUCCCUAUGAAGGACACCGUCGAGGAGUCGGGAGUUGCUAAGGGAAUACGGGACGCCUGCGACAUCCUGGAUGACGCUCGCCUGCACGACGCACCCGUCUAUGUGCACUGCAAGGCUGGUCGUUCGCGAUCGGUAACUGUUGUCCUUGCUUACCUGAUUCACGCAAAUGCGUGGACUCUCAAGACGUCCUACGCCUAUGUGGCCGAGCGGCGACACGGCAUCUCGCCCAACAUCGGUUUCGUAGCUGAGCUGAUCCAGUUCGAGGAAACUGAACUCGGGAACAAGGGCAAGGGUGCGGAGAGCGAGAGCCAGAGCCAACUAGGUCAUGGCGCUCCAGAAGUGCCAGAGGCUCCUUCCAAUGUCAAGCCAGGUACCACACGUUACGGCCGGGAUAGUCUGCCGCCAGAAUGGGGCCGCGACGAUCCCUCAUCAAACCACCAACCCCUGGGACCGAUUGUAGCCGAGCCCGAACACACGCCAGAGGGCACAUCGAACCGGAGGCAAAAGCAGAGCGCGGCCGAUAUCGAGGUCCGCAAGAAUGGACAAUGGGUGCACGGACGUCGUGCGCCCGUAGACCGCACGACACUUCAGCCAGGCCGGCGAGUGUCAAAGGCGGGCCUCGAAUCGAUGAUGAUGCGUCCACUAGAACCCGCCUCGCACCGCAAACCAUAG
Messenger RNA from Cutaneotrichosporon cavernicola, 2352 nucleotides. RefSeq lists its product as uncharacterized. Gene Ontology annotation, cellular component: cytoplasm. The transcript is spliced from 4 exons. Gene Ontology annotation, molecular function: protein tyrosine/threonine phosphatase activity; MAP kinase tyrosine/serine/threonine phosphatase activity; MAP kinase tyrosine phosphatase activity. Gene Ontology annotation, biological process: protein dephosphorylation; negative regulation of MAPK cascade. The record is from RefSeq and is a predicted model, not a curated record. Bases 1 to 2352 code for a protein of 783 amino acids. NCBI's taxonomy places the organism in Eukaryota, Fungi, Basidiomycota, Tremellomycetes, Trichosporonales, Trichosporonaceae.